Molecule: messenger RNA, 890 nt
Organism: Papilio xuthus (Asian swallowtail)
Lineage: Eukaryota; Metazoa; Arthropoda; Insecta; Lepidoptera; Papilionidae
Exons: 2
Coding region: 38-847 (269 amino acids)
Source: RefSeq, a predicted model, not a curated record
GAACCCAAAAUUAUAUUUGCACAUUCAAGUUUAAACCAUGGCCGUUAAAUAUUUGAUAACUUUAACGAUCGUUUUACUCCUGGGCGUUGUAUGCGCCCGAGACUUAAAUUUAGCAUCGAAAUUAAAAGUUGAUCCUGGUAUUUUUAUAUCUUUGAAAACAUUACGACGCCUCGAAGCGGAAACUAAGAAAAAUGGAACCGAAGGCAGCGUUAUUUUGAAUACUACACCUGCCGAUAAUUUAGAUAAGGUUGAUGAUAGUGUUGAAAUUAACAUAUCCACUACAAACACUCCAGAUUAUGAAAACAAUACAACUUCAAAGGAUCUGAAUGAACUUGACGAGACUAAUGAAACAACUAGUCAUGAUGUUGUUGAAAACCAAACGGACAUACCAUUGGAUUCUAACGAUACAAAUACAGACGCGGGCAUAGACAAACCUGUCACUUCAAUUCCAAAUGUAAGCGAAACUACAAAAAAUCCAGGUAAAAAUCAACAAUCGUUUCAAGUUCACCAAAAUAUACAAUGGAAUGUACCACAAUUUCCAUAUGGUACGGAUCAAGGUUAUUAUCAACAGAAUCCAUAUCAGCAAAUGUCAUUUGGCGAUGUAAAUAACCCGCAAACUCUUGGAUACCUUAACAUGAAUCGAGUAUUAUUUAAUCAACAAUUACCGUAUUCGCCAAAUCCUGAAGCAUCGAAUCCUGACCAACACCACCACCAAACCUUCCUGGGACAGUAUCAUUAUCCAGUCAUCAAUCGAGCAUCUAAUCGACAAAUGAAUCUAAUAUCAUUAAAUCCCAUUUCUAUGCCCUUACCAUAUCAACAGAUGUACCAACCAGUUGGAAGGAACUAAUUUUGUAAUGUUAAUAAAAUAAAGUUUAAUAAUUAUUAUUUUA